Molecule: messenger RNA, 1752 nt
Organism: Penicillium argentinense
Lineage: Eukaryota; Fungi; Ascomycota; Eurotiomycetes; Eurotiales; Aspergillaceae
Exons: 1
Coding region: 1-1752 (583 amino acids)
Biological process (GO): amino acid transport; transmembrane transport
Cellular component (GO): membrane
Molecular function (GO): transmembrane transporter activity
Source: RefSeq, a predicted model, not a curated record
AUGGCCGAUUCCGGUAUCGAGCGGUCCGACGACCAGGCCGCGCUGGCCCGACUCGGGAAAAAACAGGUGCUCAAGCGGCGAUUCGGCUUCCUAUCGAUCGUCGGCUUCGCCAUGGCCGAGCUGAUCACCUGGGAGACGGUCCUCACGCUGUUCAACCAGGCCUAUGAGAACGGCGGUCCCGCUGGCGCGUUCUAUGGCUAUAUCAUUGCCUGUUUAUCGACCCUGUCGACCUACACGGUCAUCGCCGAGCUGUCCUCAAUGGCGCCAAUUGCUGGAGGACAGUAUUAUUGGGUCUAUAUGCUCGCCCCGGUCCGCUGGAAGAAGGUCUCGAGCUAUCUCAUUGGAUGGCUAACCUGUCUGGCAUGGAUUGCGACCAUUGCAACCGAGACCAUCUUUCUGGGCACCAUGAUUGAGGGUCUCAUUACCCUGAAUGAUCUGAACUUUUCCAACCUGCGUUGGCAAAACACCUUGCUGGCGUGGGCCAGUAUCGCCUGCACGUUCUUCAUCAAUGUGGUGAUCCCGAAUAUGCUGCCUCGCUUUGAGAUUGCCAUGCUGGUGCUGCACCUGGCAGGCUUCAUCGGUAUCAUGGCGACCCUCCUCGCACUAUCACCCAAGAAAUCAGCAGAUUUCGUCUUCCACACCAGUCUCAACGAGGGCGGCUGGCCAACCCAGGGCCUCUCCUACUGUGUGGGCUUCAUCGGCAACAUCGCCACCUUCGUCGGCGCCGACGCAAGCGUCCACAUGGCCGAAGAAGUCGCCAACGCAGCAGUGGUGAUCCCAAAAGCCAUCAUCACAGGAAUGUCACUAAACAGCGCCCUCGGCUUCGCCAUGAUGCUGACGGUCCUCUUUUGCAUCGGCGACGUGAAAUCCGUGUUGGACUCCAAUACGGGAUUCCCCUUCAUCCAAAUAUUUUACAACAGCACGCAGUCGUACUCAGGCGCCUCCGUGAUGACAGCCGUCAUCAUGGUGCUGACACUGGCAUGCUCAACCGGCAUCACUGCCACGGCCUCUCGUAUGAUCUGGUCCUUCGCCCGUGACGAAGGGCUCCCCAUCUCCCGCUUCCUGAAAUCAGUGAACCACCGCUCCAAAGUACCCAUCGUAUCAGUCUCCGUAGUCUGCGGAUUUGCUGCAGCCCUGACGCUCAUCUACAUCGGCUCCACAACAGCCUUUAACGACGUCAUCUCUCUGACAGUCACCGGCUUCUACAGCACCUAUAUCCUGCCCAGCGCAUUCCUUCUCUACCACCGCAUCAAAGGCCACGUCCUGCCCCACGGCACCAUGCUCGACGGCCUCCCCGAUGCCCCCGCCAGCGUCAGCGCCAGUACCAAGGAAAAGCCCGUUGCCCCUGUGUGCCCCAAGUCUCCCGAUGCAAGCCCCGACCCAUCUUCUAGCCCCGAACGCGACCAGACCGAGAAAUCCACCAAGCAGCUCGAGUACGAAAUCUCCCAGGCUCCACUUAUCUGGGGCCCCUGGAAGGUGCCUGGGAUCCUGGGCACCAUUAACAACCUCUAUGCGUGCGCUUACAUGCUGUUUGUCAUCUUCUGGAGUGUCUGGCCGCCUAGCACGCCGGUUGACUACACGACGAUGAACUACAGUAUUGUUGUCACGGCGGGUGUGCUCAUUCUCAGUGGGAUUUGGUACUUUGUGCGUGCGCGCAAGGAUUACUCAGGCCCGCUGAUUGAUGAGGAGGUUGCUGAGAUUAUGCAUUUGACCCCGGCGACUGUUAGUGCAUCGCACAAGGCUGAAGCGUAG